AUGUCAGCUGCUUUAAGCUACUUAUUUGAAUUUAUUUUUUAUUUUAAGCCGAAUAUCCGAUCGAUCAUCAAUGGAAAGGAAGCGGAAACAGAGCAAUUUCCUUAUCAAGUAUUUUUUGAUGUCGAACACAAUGGUGAGCGGUCUGAGCGAUCACCAGUACUGAGAUACACGUAUGGCUCCACUUUAACAAAUAAUGAGUGCAAGACAUCAGUGCUGCAGGCCAUGUCCAAAAACGCGGUGGACAACGAUUUCAUCUUUUCACCAACUUUAAUAUGUUUAGCUGCGAGCGAAUCCAAUCCUUGUUAUGGAGAAUCUGGCGGCCCAUUAGUGCUGAACGAACAGACAGAGCAGAGUACUAUAAUAGGCAUUGCUUCGCGGGCAACACAUCCAUUUUGUGCACCUGGUAACCCCGUUUUGUACACACGAGUCUCUGCUUAUUUGGAUUGGAUUAAGGAAAAUUCAUACAGAUGA
This is a messenger RNA of Scaptodrosophila lebanonensis, 471 nucleotides long. RefSeq names its product collagenase-like. The record is from RefSeq and is a predicted model, not a curated record. Lineage: Eukaryota; Metazoa; Arthropoda; Insecta; Diptera; Drosophilidae. Gene Ontology annotation, biological process: proteolysis. The transcript has 4 exons. The coding region runs from base 1 to 471 and encodes 156 amino acids. Gene Ontology annotation, molecular function: serine-type endopeptidase activity.